Messenger RNA from Melozone crissalis (California towhee), 4549 nucleotides. It is a transcript of the gene SLC49A4, whose product is annotated as solute carrier family 49 member 4. Bases 1 to 1437 code for a protein of 478 amino acids. The record is from RefSeq and is a predicted model, not a curated record. NCBI's taxonomy places the organism in Eukaryota, Metazoa, Chordata, Aves, Passeriformes, Passerellidae. Gene Ontology annotation, cellular component: intracellular membrane-bounded organelle; membrane. The transcript is spliced from 9 exons.
AUGGGCUUGGGCUGGAGCAGCGCGGAGGAGCGGCGGCCCCUCCUGCCGCCGCCGCCGCAGCAGCCGCGGCCGCAGCCGCGGGGGCCGGCGGGGGUCCCGGCGGGGGUCCCGGCGGGGCGGCUGCCGCCGCUGUCGGGCCGCGUGUACGGGCGGCGGUGGCUGGUGCUGCUGCUGUUCUCGCUGCUGGGCUUCGCGCAGGGCCUGGUGUGGAACACCUGGGGCCCUAUCCAGAACUCGGCCCGCCUGGCCUUCGGCUUCAGUGGCUGGGACAUCGCCCUGCUCGUCUUCUGGGGGCCCAUCGGCUUCGCGCCCUGCUUCUUCUUCAUGUGGCUCAUGGACAAGAAGGGUCUGAGGGUAACAGUGUUACUAACAUCAUCCCUCAUGGUAUUGGGAGCUGGCCUGAGAUGUGUUCCAGUUUCAGACCUAGAAAUUAGGAAAAAGCUGGUCCACGGCGGGCAGCUGCUGAACGGGCUGGCGGGCCCCACGGUGAUGAACGCCGCUCCCUUCCUCUCCACCACCUGGUUCUCCCCGGACGAGCGCGCCACGGCCACGGCCAUCGCCUCGCUGCUCAACUACCUGGGCUCGGCCGCCGCCUUCCUGGUGGGGCCGCUGGUGGUGCCGCCGCCCAACGGGACGGCGCAGCUGGGAGCGCCCUCCAACACCCAGCACAUCAAGGACCGCAUCGAGGCCGUGCUCUAUGCAGAAUUUGGAAUGGUUUCCCUGAUAUUUUCUGCAGCGUUGGCCUACUUCCCCUCGCGCCCUCCGUUCCCCCCCAGCGUGGCUGCAGCGAGCCAGCGCCUCAGCUACAGGAGAAGUUUUUGCAGACUCUUAAGCAAUUUCCGAUUCUUGAUGAUUGCUUUGGCCUAUGCCAUACCACUGGGUGUUUUCUCUGGCUGGUCUGGUGUUCUGGAUUUGAUAUUGACACCCAUUCAUGUAAGCCAGGUGGAUGCAGGCUGGAUUGGAUUUUGGUCUAUAGUUGGAGGUUGUGUUGUUGGCAUAGCAAUGGCAAGAUUUGCAGAUUUUAUCAGGGGCAUGCUGAAGUUCAUACUGCUGCUACUUUUAUCUGGAGCAACAUUAGCAUCAACCUGGUUCACUCUCACCUGUCUAACUUCUGUCACUCAUCUGCCUUUGACCACAGCUACACUGUACACAUCCUGCAUUUUGCUGGGCAUAUUCCUCAACAGCAGCGUACCAAUAUUCUUUGAGCUCUUUGUGGAGACAGUCUACCCUGUUCCAGAAGGAAUAAGCUGUGGAGUUGUCACCUUUUUGAGUAAUGUGUUCAUGGGAGUGCUUUUGUUUUUCCUCACAUUCUACCAUACAGAGUUCUCCUGGUUCAACUGGUGCCUGCCAGGGUCGUGUCUGCUCAGCCUGCUCCUCAUCCUGUGCUUCCGCGAGUCCUACGACAGACUCUAUCUCGACGUCGUCGUCUCCGUGUGAUCACCCUGCACUGGUGAGGGCUUGGAAGAGACUGGAAGUCGGCUUUGCAGUCUGCACAUCUGCCUGGAUUUGCACAGCUGAACAGCAGAAAAACAAAGAAAUUUCAAGACUUAAUUGUGGCUUUAUUUAGUGAGGGUGAGGGAUAGGUUGUUCUUAUGUUCAAGACCAUCUUGAUUUGCCAUAAAUGUGGAACUGGAGUGGUGAUGGAGACACCAAAAUGCACAAAGAGAAUCUCUCUGCUGUCCAGGUCCCUGUGCAGGGCUGGGGCUCUCUGUUGGAGAGGCUGUUGAUGUAGCAGUGAGGUGUAUGUUGUGUGUGUGUGCCUGUGUGCUGACUCACGGUUAUACACACCAGGGUACCAGUAAUCUUCAGAGUCUUCUAUCAGAAUGAAAAUAGGGAAUAAUCUUAACAAAAGGAAAAAAAAUAAGAAAGAAAACAAAAAUCAUUUCAAGAUCUCUUUAAAAUCACUAGUCAUUUAUAUUUUGAAUGCUCAUUAAACAUUUAAGCUAAAAUGAUUCGGUGCUUGUACACUACAUUUACAUUCUAAUAAAGUGGGUUCUGAUAUAAGACACUGGUACCAGGGUUUUUAGCCAUACUAAAUACCCCAAAUAAUCCUUGCAGUUUUAUUAGAGGUGUAUGUUACCACCCUGGAGCACAAGUAAACAAUAGCUUUAGCUGCCACUGAAUCCCAACGUGCACCCACAGUCAUCUCUGAAAUGCCACCCUGGUUCCUGAUAUGGAGCAUCUGUGGUGUACUGGAGUGUCACUCUAGGUAAAUGUUGCUGUUCUAAAGGCCACCACUGUGUCACCUUUCCAUCCUCCAUCUCCAGUACUGCCUUUUUACUGUUUGUGCCACUGAAUACUGUGGGUGUGGAUGUCUGAAUCCUGCUAGCUCUCUCCUGAUACUCUAAGGUGUGUGUGGUUUUUAGGAUUAGUUUAUGACUGAGGGUGCCUAAACAAUAUUGCUUGUAACCCAAGUCUGGAGAAAUCACUGUUUCCUAAAAAAACCUUUCUAGUCGAGGAGGUGCAUUGAUGGCGAAAUGACAAUGAGUUUGACAAUGAGUAACUCACGAGUUCUGGCAUAUGGGAAAUUAUUGCCAGAUCUUUUUAUCAGUACUAAUCUGUGGUCAUUCUGGCCCUUACUUGAACAUAAAUAUUAAAGACACUUUGAAUAGUUUUUUAACUCAAUUUUUAAACCUGCUAAUGAUUUCUUAAUUAUAUUCUUAGAUUUCAGUUCAGCAUCAUUUAAAAUAUUUCUGUAUGUGUGUGUGUGUGUGUGUUCUGUGCUUUGUGUUACGGAGAUGUGUUUGUGUGUAUGGGGGCGUGCAUAUUUAUAUCAAUGUAUACACAAAUAAAACUUAUAUAUAUAAGAGAUACAUAUAUAUAUAUAUAUAUAUAAGUUGUGCAAGGGUAUGUGUUUGCCUAGGUUUACUGCAGGUGAUCCUGCCUGGGGAAGGUGAUGUGCCCUUGUUUGUACCCAAGCCAGUCACUGCCGUGAGUGGGAAGCGUUGUGCACGGCCUGCGACAGGGAUUCUUUUCAGGGAAUGAUUUCCUGUCCUGGCAGUUCUGUGGCAGGGGGUGGGUGCACGUGUUGGAGGAGGCUCUGCAUCUCCAGAAGUUGAAUCAAGCACCCUCUGCUCCUGUAUGGGGCUCUUCUUUGCCCCUGGGGCAACACCAACACGGUAAGCUCACCCAAAUAAACCCAGAACUACCUUUCAGACAUGGAUCUGUUCCUUCUGCCUGCUCUCCUUUUGUAGAGAGAAUACACCUCUAAGACUUAACUCAGGAGUGUAUCUGUGCAGUAAAAUAAAACAAGCUGUUCCCUGCUUUUAUGUUUUCAGAGCAAUUGAUGUCCUUACUGUAGUAACUGAAAAUGGAUUUAGCUCAUUGCUUGUAUCAGUUCUGAAUAGUCUUUCCUGUCUUGAAGCAGGUUCUUUGUGGUAGUGGAGCUAACCUGCAUAGGGAAAAUGAAAUCAGUCCAACCAGCACAUUCAGAUCCACUGGCAUCAUCCCUUACUUUUCAGAUGAGUGGUGUUAACUGUCCAGCUUCUUUUUACUAUGUUUUAGUGCCUGGAUUAGUUUCAGUAUCCAGUAGCUGCUGCUACCUAUUGUCUCUGAAACCAGGGAUCGUUUGCCAAGAGUCUGGAGUUGCAUUGUCAUGGCAGAACUGCAAGCUGGGAUGGCUCUCCAGAGCUCUGUUUCUGCAAUGUACUGUAGCUAUAUAAAGAUUAAAAUUGCUGUCCUGAGUGACAGAGAUUUCUAACCCUUUCACUGUCCUGACUGUUUUAAGAUGAAGAAGCAUUUUACACAAUGCUUAGACUAUAACCUAUUCUUCCUCUGUUCCAGAAGGCAUCAGACAAUUUAAAAUAUUUGUCAGUGCUUCCAGAUGCAGGCUCUCUGUAGUCAGGGGGACAAGUGAACCUCUUGUUUUAAACCCUGUUGAUUGUUUUUCUGAGUCAGAGUGAAUGGCUCACUGUGGCUCUGAUGCUUUGGUAGCUGUUGCUCUGUGUGGUGAGUUGACUGUGGGAGGACACCACGUGCCCAGCAAAGCCACUCUGUCAUUGCCCUCCCCAGCUGGGCAGGGGAGAGAAAAUACAAUGGAAAGCUCAUGAGUUGAGGUAAGAACACUCACCAGUGACCAUCAUGGGCAAGGCAGACUCAACCUGGGGAAACCAGUUUAGUUUACUAGCAAUCAUAUCGCAGUAGGAUAAAGAGAAAUAAAACCUGAUCUUGAAAACACCUUCCCCCAUCCCUCCCUUCUUUCCAGGCUUAACUUUACUUGUGGUUUUCUCUCCCCCUUCCCCUCAGCAGCACAGGGGGACAGGGAAUGGGGGCUGUGGUCAGACCAUCACACAUCCCCUGAGGACUCCUCACAUCCUUCCCCUGCUCCAGCAUGGGGGGAGACAAUCCUCCACAAAUUUCUCCAUUGUGGGCAGGGACCUUUGGGAACAAUCCUGCCAGCAAACCUGCUCCAGCCUGGGCUCCACUCUCCAUCCUGCCAGGAGUCUGCUCCAGCAGGUUUCCCACAGCCUCCUUUGGGCAUCCAGCUGUGGGGCACGGGGUUCUCCACAGGCUGCAGGGGAAUCUCUGCUCCCCAUGGGCCACAGCUGCC